AUGACCAAUUAUCGGAAGGCCUACCACGCGGGCUCUUGGUAUUCUAGCAAUGGCAGCGCGCUGAAGAACUCCAUAGACACCCUUUUCGAGAGCAUAAACUGCAAGAAGCAAAGCGUGAAAGCGGCCAUCUGCCCGCACGCUGGAUAUGAUUACGCGCUACAAACGAAUUCCCAUGUUUACGCCUGCAUCAGCGUAGAGAAUGUAAAGAACAUUUUCAUCCUUGGCCCCAACCACCACAUUUACAACAAAGGGUGUCUAUUCCCCCACGUGGAGAAGUACGAAACUCCGUUCGGCUUUCUACAAAUAAACAAGGAGGUUAUUUCGGACAUCAUGCAAAACGACGUGGACCACCUGUUCGACUUCAUCGGAGACGAGGACGACGAAGAAGAGCACUCCAUAGAGAUGCAGUUGCCGCUGAUCAAAUACAUAAUUAAGGAGUAAAUGAAGACAGCCACCUUCACUGCUUUGCAUUCCCCCCACCCGCAGAAAGGACAUAAAAAUAAUCCCCAUAUAUGCAACCCGAUAAAAAAAUACUUCCAAGACGAGGGAAACCUGUUUCUGUUUUCGUCUGACUUUUGUCACUACGGGCGAAGAUUCAGCUUCACCAACAUUUUACAAAAGUACAGCGACACGCACAUCUUCAAGCAAAACAUGGAUAGAGACGCCGCCAAUAUAAUCAGUCGUCACGACAUAGCAGGCUUCAUUGAUUACCUGAACAAAACGCAUAACACCAUAUGCGGGUCGAAUCCGAUAAAGAUGAUGCUUCAGCUGCUCCAAGACUUUUCCGGAAAUGUGUCCACCAAACUGAUGCACUACUCGCAGUCGAACCAAGCGAGGAGCACGAACGAUUCCUCCGUGUCCUACGCCGGAAUGGUCUCCUUUAUUAAUUAA
Messenger RNA from Plasmodium cynomolgi strain B, 891 nucleotides. RefSeq lists its product as hypothetical. The transcript is spliced from 12 exons. The record is from RefSeq and is a predicted model, not a curated record. NCBI's taxonomy places the organism in Eukaryota, Apicomplexa, Aconoidasida, Haemosporida, Plasmodiidae. Bases 442 to 891 code for a protein of 149 amino acids.